AGUGGGGGGAUUGAUAGGGAUGUUUCCAUCAUGGCGGCAUCCAUUUCAGGUUAUACUUUUAGUUCUGUGUGUUACCACAGCGCCAAUAGCAACUCGGAUCAUGAGGGCUUCCUAUUAGGAGAAGUAAGGCAAGAGGAGACCAUUAGCAUCAGUGACACGCACAUAAGCAGCGCAGAGCUCAUCCAGGUUGUAGAAAUCCAUAACCAUGACCCCUGUGCACGGUUGUUUAGCUUUUAUGACUAUGCCGGCAAAAUCGACGAAGAACAUCUCGGCAGUAUUCUCAAAGAUAGGCGAAAACACGUGAUUGGCUGGUAUCGGUUUCGGCGGAACACACAGCAGCAGAUGUCUUUCAGAGAGCAGGUGGUCCACAAGCAACUGACGCGGCUGCUUGGCGUGCCCGACCUCGUCUUCCUCCUGUUCGGCUUCAUUUCCACGGCCAACAGCUCCACGCACGCGCUGGAGUACGUGCUCUUCCGACCCAACCGCAGCAGGUACAACCAGAGGAUCACCCUCACCAUCCCCAACCUGGGCAACACCAGCCAGCAGGAGUACAAAGUCUCCUCGGUGCCCAAUACCUCGCUCAACUACGCCAAGGUCAUCAAAGAACACGGGGCUGAAUUCUUCGACAAAGACGGCGUGAUGAAGGAUAUUCGAACCAUCUAUCAAGUGCACAGUGCGCUGCAAGAUAAAGUGCAGGCUGUGUGCGGGGAGGUUGAUCAAAGCGAACGCGUAAAGGAGAAACUUCAAGACGAUGUGAACAAGCUGAAAGAACAAAUUGCACUCAGGAAACGCAAGACGGCCGAGGAGGAGAGGAAGCUCUGUGAAAUGCAGACUCCAAACGCCAUUCCAGAGGAGAACACGGAACCUUCCCAGACGUCCCUUCCAUCCAGGAUAUCUUUCCACGCACCCUCGGCGCCCGAGCGGCCCAGCAUCUCCCCUAACCCGCCGUCUUAUGCCGACCUCCUGGUUGACUCUCUGCUCUCGUCCUCUUCCCUGGCCUCCACCAGCGCCGCUCUACUUCCCCGUCCCCAAGCCGUGGGAUCGCCGGGCCACCCCACACCGGGCCACCCCACGCCGGGCCACCCCACGCCGGGCCCGCUGGCCGCUGCCUCCAAUCCUGUCAGCGUGCCUAGCUCGCCGUACCUCGGCAACGGCGACGGGUCAAGCUCGGACUCGUUAGACAGGCAAGCGGCGGGGCAGGAGUUCGACGACGACGAGGACAGUAGCGAGUACGAGAACCUGGUACUUCAUUUGGGACGUCUGGUGUUUAACAAGAGAAUGGUGUUAAUUCUGCCAACCAGCGUGUCCAUAAAAAGGCAGGUCCUGCUUCCCACUCUUUUUUUUAAAAAAUUUCCCCCACAUUACACUAACACACUCUCGCGUCACUUUUGCACUAUUUAUUGCCUUCUUUUAACAACAACCUCUCAAAGAAAACAAAAGGGAGAUGAUUAAUCAGCCUUGACACUUUUGUUUUGCUUUUUCAUGCACAAUUGUCAUUUUUGAUUUGGGGUUUAGUAAGUAAAUGACAAAUAGAUCCGCCACUUACGGCUGCUUUAUAUAUAAAUAUAUAUUUUCUUUUGGGGGUGAGAUUGAUUAGACGAGAAUGUCAACAGAAAACACUGAAAUUGUAUGGCGCUUUGCUGCACUUAACAUAAUGUACCAUUUUCUUUGUGCUCUACCAAUGAGGUCCUGUCUUGCCACUCGUGUGACCACUGCUCAGCUUUUAACUUUUCUAAGUUAGAUGGGGCUUAACACAAUGUACUGUAGCUUUACUAACCCGACGCUUAAGAGGUUCCUUUCGACUGCUGCAACACACAGUUACCACUGAACUCCAUUUUCAAAUCAACAACUUUCUCACCGUCGUCGACUUAUAUAAUCACUUGAAGCUCACUUUCUCGCUCACUUGUUCUCUAUUAAACUCCUUCAUGGAAGGCUCAGUAACCAUUUGUAGUGUGUGAGUUUUAACUGCGGCGAUCACAACAGCUUAACAUAUGUCAGACUUCCAUCUUUGGUGUUGUUCUUCCUUCUUGGCUGACAAUAACCACCGAAAAAUCGUACUCGUGUCGGACUGUCGCGACUUGUGACUUUGCCGUCUUUGUUGUUGGAAACAGGAAUCCUAACCACAAAGCCACAUGAAACCUGCUCGGUAAUUGUCAGAGACAUCAAAUCAAAGUCAUAUGGCAUAUUUUUAGGACACUAAAGAACCUGCAGGGUGUUGAAUGCAGGCACCAGCAGGUUGUACUCGAUUGGGAACUGACGCAUUGCCUGGAGAUUCAGCUUUUUUGUCCACCUCUUGCUUUUGUCUGUUUUAUUGCAUCACUGAUUAGGAACUGGCACAAUUUAAAUGUGACUUCAUAAUGGCGAUGACAUUUGUUGUAUGCUUUUGCCUGGAGAACUGGAGCAUAUAAUGAGGAAUUAAAUUAAGUAUUGAAUGUACGUAGAGUAGACAAGGGAGGGGAACGUUGUAGCAUUUAGUUGACAUUAGAGCAGGAGUUUGAUAAUCAUGCUCUACAAAGCCCUUCUGAUGAUUGCUGGGCGUUGUAACGCCGACAGUGGAACCUCUCAAGUUACAAAACAACACAUGCUGGAUGACUUCCAAGUUGUUCUGACUUCACUAUUUCUUUUAGCAUCACAAAAAAUAAUCCUUUAAGAUUUCCAUUUAGAUGCUCACUGAGCUGAAGUCUUGAAAUGUGAUGUCACCUAUGGUCACUCCAAUUUGUUAGCCUAAUAGCGUAAGUGGUCCAAGUCAUUUUGAAGCAUUUUCUGAAAACACCGUGUCCAGUUACCUUGAUUUAAUCUGACAAAAGGAAAAACAAUUCUUAGCAUGACAAUUGAUAUCUUUUGAGACAACGUGACUUGAGCAAUUCUGCGACUACACAAAAUUGUACCACUUUAUGAACUGUUCGACUGUGGAGGUUCCACUGUAUUGACUAUUGUAUCCUUGCAUAACCUCAUCUUGAUUUAAAAAAAAAAA
Messenger RNA from Syngnathus acus (greater pipefish), 2974 nucleotides. It is a transcript of the gene abraxas2, whose product is annotated as abraxas 2, BRISC complex subunit. Gene Ontology annotation, cellular component: nucleus. Gene Ontology annotation, molecular function: microtubule binding; polyubiquitin modification-dependent protein binding. Bases 31 to 1452 code for a protein of 473 amino acids. The transcript is spliced from 10 exons. The record is from RefSeq and is a predicted model, not a curated record. Gene Ontology annotation, biological process: protein K63-linked deubiquitination; mitotic spindle assembly; attachment of spindle microtubules to kinetochore. Lineage: Eukaryota; Metazoa; Chordata; Actinopteri; Syngnathiformes; Syngnathidae.